GUGCAUAUUGUGGAGCAAACGAGUAAUACAAUGCAAUAGUAAUUAAAACAUAAUAAUAGCAUGUGUCGCAAACAAAUGGAGAAAGUAUUCGUAGGCGUAGUAUGUUUGUGUUUAUUGUAACUUGCAUUAGUAGCCUAUCCCAUUCCCAGGUUUUUUGAUAAGGGCGAGGAGCGGAUGUGCUUUUCAGAAUGUCAAAUUAGUUUACUGAAAUGUGGUGAGAACCAAAAACAUAUGAGACACAAAUAAACAGAUAGCAAACCUGAUGAUGUUCACCUUACUGGAGGAGAAGUGAUAGAGAAGGAAAACAAUCUAAUUACAAACAUUGUGUAAUUAGCAUAUUCCAUUUUCCAUCCACUGUAGCUUAUUAGCAGUGCAAUAAAAGUGUGUUUUCUUUAUUUAAGUUACAUUCUGCUGUUCAAUUGCGAGACAAUACACGACGUAAUACAUACGUGCAUUUGGGUAAUGUAGUAUACAUAUGUACAUAUAAACAAACACGUUUUUGUGAAAUCCUGAGAGGAUUGCAUUGAAUAAAAAAGCCUCUAAAUAUGAUAUGACCAAUAGUCAUAUCGAUGGCCGAUGUAUUUGGAGUCACAUGCAGACAGAGAGGAUGACGCAGACUGCGUAACAGCAGCACUCAAAUGACGGAGCGAUGUGGGUUUUAUUUCCAUGUAUGAAUUCAGAGACUUGACUGAACUUGCUGCUGGCUCCACCCUCCGUUAGUCUCCUACGUGUUAGAACGGUUGCCUCCAACUAACGAGCAUCUCGGGGAAAACAGGGUGGGGGAAAAAAGAAUUCCCCCCGGUUCUCAUCUGGAGGAAUAAAGCCGCUUCACGGCCGCCGCAACUUCGUCAACUUUAAACUCUCAACGGCAUCCUACAUUGCGGAGAGAAAACAGCCCAAAGAGACAGCUUUCCUCUGCGUUCUCCGCCUCGGAUUAAGUUCUGCACGGAAACAAAUGAUAUCUGAGAGGAGCGGAGAGAGGAGGUGGGUGUCGGGUACAAGCCCGAGUGUUUGUUCUGUUACGCACGGUUCUCCGAUAGAAGCGUGUUUGGGUUUGGACAACAAGUGGGAAAAGUAGUCCCAAUUGUUUCUGCCGCUGCGUGAUCUAAAUCCCCCGCAUAUAUAUAUAUAUAUAUAUAUCUGGGGAUUUUUAAAGAUUUAAUCCCGGGUUUGGGAGGGGAGGGGGGGGGGGAGGAGAAGGUUAAAUAAAGAAAACAUUCUUGCUCCAACAAAAAACGCAAAUCAUAAUUGUGCUAGAGUUAUGGCGUUAAAGGCCAGAGUGUUGUACGACUUCCACUCUGAAAACCCAGGGGAGAUCUCCAUAACAGAGAAGGAGCUGGUGACUCUCUUCAGCGAGGAGGAGCUGGAUGGCUGGCUGGAGGGGGAGAACAGCAGGGGGGAGGCUGGCCUCUUCCCUGCCUCCUAUGUGGAGAUCCUCAGAGACCACAUCACCUCCAACACCAACAAUAACGGCCUGUCCUCGCCCAAAAUCAAAGUCCCGUCGCCCACCCAAACCUCCCAAACCUCCCACGUCUCCCACGCCUCCCCAGACGCCCAGUCCCAGAGAGGACUCGGGGCCGGCAGCGGGGGCAGCGGCGGAGGCAGCUUCCACACCAGCCAGGGCAGUGAUGACGACUGGGACGACGACUGGGACGACAGCUCUCCUGCGGUCGAUGCGUCCCAGGGUCUCGGCAGAGCGCCCCCCUUGUACCCGGUGACCACCUCCCUGCCCGGGCGGCGCGAGAGCACCCAGCAGCAUCAGCAAGCCAAGAGCUCGGCAACAGUGGGGAGGAACCUCAACAGGUUCUCCACCUUUGUCAAGUCUGGUGGGGAGGCCUUCCUGCUCGGGGAGGCCUCUGCGUUCGUGAAGGACGGGGACAGUAUCUGCUUGGUGAUGGGGAUGCAUGGACCCGAGUGGCAGGAGGACCCGUACCCGUUCAUGUGCACCAUCGACGACCCCACCAAGCAGACCAAGUUCAAAGGCAUGAAGAGCUACAUGUCCUACGGCCUGACCCCGACGCACACCAACGUACAAGUCAACCGCAGGUACAAGCACUUCGACUGGCUGUACGCUCGGCUUGUGGAGCGCUUCCCGGUCAUCUCAGUCCCCCACCUGCCGGAGAAGCAGGCCACGGGCCGCUUCGAGGAGGACUUCAUCUCUAAACGGAGGAAGGGACUGAUCUGGUGGAUGAACCACAUGACCAGCCACCCGGUGCUGGCACGCUGCGACGUUUUCCAGCAUUUCCUGACGUGCGGGGUGGACGAGAAGGCCUGGAAACAGGGCAAGAGGAAGGCAGAGAGGGACCAGCUGGUUGGCUCCAAUUUCUUCCUAACAAUCAGCACGCCUGCUGUCCCGCUGGACCUCCAGGAAGUAGAGAGCAAGAUCGAAGGCUUCAAGAGCUUCACCAAGAGGAUGGACGAGAACAUCGUGGUCGUGAACACCGCCAUCAGCGAGUUCGCUCGCAAGCAGAUGACGGGGUUUAAGAAGGAGUACCAGAAAGUCGGACAGUCCUUCGCACUCCUUGGGCAGGCGUUCGAGCUGGACCAGCAGACCUACUCGGCGGGCCUGAACAGAGCCAUCGCCUACACCGGCGAGGCCUAUGAGACGGUGGGAGAGUAUUUCGCUGAGCAGCCGCGCAAGGACCUGGCUCCCAUUUCUGACCUGCUGGACCUCUACAGAGGACACCUGGCCAACUUCCCUGACAUCAUCCAUGUGCAGAAAGGUGCACUGACCAAGGUCAAAGACUGUCCGAAGCAGGAAGGCGAGCUCCACGACCGCUGCAACAUCAUUUCCUGUGCCACGCUCGCAGAGAUCCAGCACUUCCACCGCACGCGCGUACGGGACUUCCGCUCCCAGAUGCAGCACCACCUCCGUGAGCAGAUCGUCUUCUUCCAGAAGAUCACGGCCAAGCUGGAGGAUGCGCUUCAGAAAUAUGACGAUGACCAGUAGGAAGGCGUGGGGAGAGAACAGAGGAGUUGGACUUCAAAGAGGGGAAGGGCUGGAUCGAGGGUAGGUGGGGGGAGGGGCUUAACCCUUGUGUUGCCUUAGGGUCAUUUUGACCCGAAUCAAUAUUACACCCUCCCCCCGCCUAUGGGUCAUUUUGACCCGAUUCAAUGUUUCACCCUCCUGUUACCUUUAUAUUUACAAACAUAUUUUACCCUUUGGGUUCAAUUUGACGCCAGCAAUUAAAAACUCCAGAAAAUUAUUAGAAUUAAUAUUGUUUUCCAAGUUUAAGUGUGAGGCAUUUUAUGUUUGUUUGUUGACUACCGAAAGAACACCGACAUUAAACAUUGAAUGGGGUCAAAUUAAUCCUAAGGCGGGGGGAGGGUGUAAUAUUGAUUCGGGUCAAAAUGACCCUAAGGCAACACAAGGGUUAAAGAAAAGACCAUUCAUGGAUUGAUUGAUGUGUUCUUCCUACAUUAUUGGAGAACAUCUUAAGGUCCUUUAAGAGACAACCGUUUUUGAUGCGGUGAAUCCUGUGCCUGGUACAAGCAUUGGAAGAAAUAUAGCACUCUUUAAAAAUAAAAAAAAGAGCGAGCCACAUCCACUCGACUGUGGAAAGACAACUUCUUGGAUUCUCUUGACGGCCUUGAUGAAUGUACCAGAAACAGGGGAUUUUGCUGACGCUCCAGGCGCAUCUUGCAACUCAGCGGGACCGCGACAGAUAUUCAAAACAGCUGCUCUCAAUGUGACGGGGCUGCCUCCCAAUUUCCGGAUACAGGCACGCCUCUUUACUGCCUCAUGCACCGCUUUAUGGAAACCUUCUGCUCUGGGACACGGUAACUCUCCAAAUCACUGAAAACAGGAUGUUUUCAUGAUUGAAAAACAGGACUUGAUUUGAAUGAUUUCUUUUUUCUCUAUAUGCGUGUUUUUACUUGAAUGACCUGUUCAGUAUUGUGUUGAUGGGCCGUGACUGUAUGCAAGUGUUUGCUUGUGAUUGAGGACAGAGGACGGACACAUGGGUGUAAUCUCUUCGAAAGGAGUUCAGUUGUUGGAUUUCUUUACAGCUUGAAACGUGACCUACUUCUGAUGUCCAACAUCUGUCACAACUCGGAUGCUGUCACAUCUUUGCUAUGUUAGAAUUGAUUCAGCGUUUUAGUCUUGCCAGACUUAAAACAAUAACUGAUCUCCGACUGAUUUAAAAUUUCGUGUCAGACUAUCUUCUUGUCUUUGGAAGUAGCUCCACAGUUUAAUUUUGUUGGGUUACUGCAGUCCUUUAGUUGUAUACAACCCCAAGUCCACAUCUGUCUUCCUGCUGUCCCUCAAUCAGAGGAGCUCAGGUCAGGCUCAGGGUUCAGAAAACCUCAACGUGACGGAUGUUUCUUAGCAUUGAAUAUUUGAAUCCAGAUAUUUCAGUUCAAAGCCACCACGUGGAGGUGUUUUCAGUGGUUCUAGCAUAUUUAAAUUGUUUCCUGAGGGUAUAGUCUUUCUCUAUUAUUCAAAAAAAGUUCAAAGACAAUCUCGUUGCAAUUCCAUGUGUUUCUCUUCAUUUUCAUUCUGUCCUUUGUGGUACUAGCACUUGAGGGCGCCAAAGUUGGACAUUUUCAUAUUCUGCAUAGUAACUUUAAUAAUGAUGGUUGCUCUUCUAAGUAUGCUAACUUGCAACUCUAAAACAUUCUUGUUAAACCUAUACAUAACCAACAUAAGCACGCAGUACUGUAUUUUGACAAGCUUAGGACCUGAUGAAGAUCAUCAAUAUAAAUUGAUCAUCCAUUACAUCUCUGAGAUUACAGUAUGUAGUGCUGUCAACUAUAUGCUCACAUGGAUAAUUUAUUGUCAAGGUUGUACUUCACACUCCUUUGCUUGGAUUUUUACCUCACAUGGUUUAUAAUAGGAUUCACCAGGUAGGUUGUUUAGAGUGUUCUUCACAAGCACGUAAUUCACUACAAUGAAGUUGUUCUUUAACACUGUUUAUGUAACAUAUUGGAACAGUAUUUCAGUAAAUAAAUGAAAGUCAAACUUA
Messenger RNA from Pseudoliparis swirei, 4964 nucleotides. RefSeq names its product sorting nexin-18-like. Gene Ontology annotation, molecular function: protein binding; phosphatidylinositol binding. The record is from RefSeq and is a predicted model, not a curated record. The coding region runs from base 1262 to 2950 and encodes 562 amino acids. The transcript has 4 exons. Gene Ontology annotation, cellular component: cytoplasmic vesicle; plasma membrane. NCBI's taxonomy places the organism in Eukaryota, Metazoa, Chordata, Actinopteri, Perciformes, Liparidae. Gene Ontology annotation, biological process: protein transport; mitotic cell cycle; plasma membrane tubulation.